This is a messenger RNA of Staurois parvus, 343 nucleotides long. Lineage: Eukaryota; Metazoa; Chordata; Amphibia; Anura; Ranidae. The record is from the annotation of a GenBank genome assembly.
UGACAAAAUGGAACCCACCAGCAGUGUGAGGAGACCUGAAAGUGGCACAUGGCAGAGUGUGCGAUGGAGACAGCAGCAAUGGGAGGCCGUACAGGGACCCAUGAGACACUCUGGACCUGGCAGCAGCAUGAGGAGGCGGUACAUGGCAGGGGCCCAUGGCAGAUUACGGGCCUGGCAGCAGCAAUGGGAGGCCCGUAAUCUGCCAGCACCCUAUGACAAAAUGGAACCCACCAGCAGUGUGAGGAGACCUGAAAGUGGCACAUGGCAGAGUGUGGCGAUGGAGACAGCAGCAAUGGGAGGCCGUACAGGGACCCAUGACACACUCUGGACCUGGCAGCAGCAA